Vicia villosa (hairy vetch) is the source of this 526-nucleotide messenger RNA. Its product is annotated as small ribosomal subunit protein eS28-like. Gene Ontology annotation, cellular component: ribosome; cytosolic small ribosomal subunit. The coding region runs from base 46 to 339 and encodes 97 amino acids. Gene Ontology annotation, biological process: maturation of SSU-rRNA; ribosomal small subunit assembly; translation. The record is from RefSeq and is a predicted model, not a curated record. Gene Ontology annotation, molecular function: structural constituent of ribosome. The transcript has 2 exons. NCBI's taxonomy places the organism in Eukaryota, Viridiplantae, Streptophyta, Magnoliopsida, Fabales, Fabaceae.
CCAAAGAGGAAAUAAAAGCAUAGGGAUACGGGGUUGGGCCAGCCCAUGAAGUUAAGGGUUUUUAAAAAUUUAAUUAAAUUGCGAAGAGUAGGGUUUCUCACAGCUUCAUUCGGGUCUUCUCCUCUUCACAAAUCUACUGCAAUGGAUACUCAAGUGAAGAAUGCUAAGGUUGAGACAAUUGUUGGGCGCACUGGUUCAAGAGGACAGGUCACUCAAGUUAGAGUCAGUUUUCUGGAUGACCCGAGCCGUCGCAUUAUGAGGAAUGUCAAAGGACCUGUCAGAGUGGGUGAUAUCCUCACUCUACUCGAGUCUGAAAGAGAAGCAAGGAGGUUGCGCUAGAGGAAUAUACUAAAGUUUCUGGUUCUGUAUUUAAUAAAUCAUUGGUUUUUGGGGGCAUCUUGUGUUGAUAGCCAAAAUGUUAUUAUGAAACACUUAUAUUGUGCACUUGUUAUGAUUUGGUCAGGCGUUGGGCAAACCUUUGAUUCGACUCCUUAUAAAUAAUGAAUUGCAUUUUUGUUUGUUAUAA